Molecule: messenger RNA, 726 nt
Organism: Cynara cardunculus var. scolymus (artichoke)
Lineage: Eukaryota; Viridiplantae; Streptophyta; Magnoliopsida; Asterales; Asteraceae
Exons: 2
Coding region: 229-645 (138 amino acids)
Source: RefSeq, a predicted model, not a curated record
UAACGCAGCCCCCACCUUCCCUUAUAAAUUCUCCCAUCUCUCACUCCUCAACUUCACCUCCAUCUUCAACCUCCAUUUCCGUUUCCAUUACCUCCUUCUCUGUGUCUUACCAGACGCAGAAAUCCAUCCCAUAACGCCAUUGUUGCCACUCAUGAGACCACCACCUACGUCUCAACAAUUACAUCACUACUCAAUCUUCUUCAUCCUUAAUUUGUUCAUUACCUAUAUAUGUCUAUCGAAGUUGUCGUCAAGUUAAUGGAGUCGCAGUCACCUCCUUACUACGCGCCACCGCAUCAUCACGAUUCAUCUCGCCCCACCAUAGGCUUUCCCCUCGGCACCGCUUUGCUUCUGAUUGUCGUUUUCAGCCUCAGCGGCAUCUUCUCUUGUUGUUACCAUUGGGACAAGCUUCGUCACCUUCGAGGUGAAUUCUCCGAUGCCGAUCCUGAUUCAGAUCACGCCGAUUCUAAACCUAAACCUAUUUACUCGGAAAAGAAGCAAGAUGAGGAUGGAAGUUUGCCGGUGAUUAUGGCUGGAGAUCAGUUUGCGAGGUUCAUAGCAAUGCCGUGUCCAUGUGAACCACCGAGACAGGAAAAAAUCACCGUAGAAGAGAUUCAGAAACCACCGCAUAUAGCCAUCACGAUGUAAUAAACUCUUAAAUUUUUCACUGUACAUACAUGAUCAAUUUUACCUUUAUAAAAUGGAAUUUGUUAUUCUUCUUCUCAUUUC